AUGAGUGUCUAUAGUAACGCCUCAGGGCCCAACAACGAUGGGCGUAGUUAUCAUAGUAUUAAAGGGUUUGCCGGGGCGGAGUUAAUAGCAAAUCCACUCGGUAGUGAUAAGAAAAGUAAUGAAGCCUCAAAUGAUCCCUUUGUAAAGCAGCAGCAACAGAUCCAAUCUUUAUUACGUAAUCCAACCACACGUAUUGAAGAUGAUGGCUCUGUGGUGUAUGAUCCAAAUUAUCUUCCAAAGAGUAAAAAAAUCAUUUCGAUGGCUCCUUAUGAUGAGAAGGAGGAGUAUGAUCCGGUGGAGCCAUUAUUUUGGGUUGUUUGUGCCUGUACUUUAGGAUUAGCCGCUUUUUGUGUAUUUGUAGCCGUUACUGUUUUACAACUUCCCUUUACGUAUGCACAUGGUACUAUUGUUUAUGUUUCUGCUGGUAGUUGUGGUGGAUUUUUAUUUGCGAUGAUGUUUCUCUUUUACAUUGCGGUUUCUAAAGAUGAACGUUACUUUGGUCGAUUUAUGGAUGGACUUAUUGGGGCUAUUCCUUUUAUUCUCCUCGGUGCCCUUAUUGGAUACAUGUACAGUUGUUUCCUCUUAAUGAUGAUUUAUCUUGUGGAUGAUCCAGUGGCCUCUUCUUUAAACAUCACGUGGUGGUUUUGUAUUUUCUCAACAGUUCCACCGUUUCUGGUUUUCUUUAUUCCCAUGUUUAUAGUGGCAAUGCGAGUACAGGAGGCUUCUGCGAUGACGGCCCGUCUUUUAAUGGGCCUCACACUUCCCCCACCAGGGUUUAUUCCCCGCACAAAUGGGAUGGCCACUUAUCUCUUCUCUGCCUUUCGUCGUUUUAUUAUUGGAUUCGCCAUGGCGGUGGGUCUUUCUGGUUAUUAUGCCAUUACGUGUUUUGCACUCGGUUGGCUUGCGUACGGUCUCUACCGGUCAACGGCGGUGUACUUUUGGAUUCCCAUCGUUGUGCUCGCCCCAGUGCUGCUGCUGCUCUUUAUUCUUCUGCUUACUAUUGGCUGUCUUUCGCCUUUUACGCUUCACGCUAUCUUCGCCGUGUGGACAGGACCCAUCACGGCAUGGGCACACAUUCCAUUGAGAUCGGCGUACUUUCCACACUAUCACGCCGGCCGCACCAUUAAACAAAUGAUACGAGAAACAAAUCACAUCACACGAAGGGCCGGACGGUGUCAUGUGCGCGGCGAACACGUGCGGGCGGCGGAAUUAUAUGAUGAGGCGGACACUCGCCGCGCAGCGAUUGAAGAACGGGGGAUUGAUCUCAAAGAGCGGGAGAGUCGGGGAUGGCGGAAAUUAAGUGCCAGGCGAAUUCAACGGACAUAUGAUGUGAAGAAGAAGUAA
Trypanosoma theileri is the source of this 1344-nucleotide messenger RNA. RefSeq lists its product as uncharacterized. The transcript has a single exon. The record is from RefSeq and is a predicted model, not a curated record. Bases 1 to 1344 code for a protein of 447 amino acids. NCBI's taxonomy places the organism in Eukaryota, Euglenozoa, Kinetoplastea, Trypanosomatida, Trypanosomatidae.